CCUCUUUCCCUCCCCUUCCCCCAAAAAUUUAUUUCCUUUUCCCCGGAAACAAUUUUCUCAUUUCCAUUGACUCUCCCUCCCCCCUCCCUCCCCUCUCUCACUCUACAAAGGAAGGAGCCGAUUUUCUCAGCCGCCUUCACUUUGCCCCAAAAACUCUGCUCGCCAUUCUCAAAACCAACCCCCCUCUCUCCUCUCUACUCCCAAGCUUCACUUUGUUUCUUGAGCAAUCCUCUGUUUUCUUUCUAUUUCUUCGUUUUCUCCUCCGCCAUUGGCUCAUUGGGUCGUUGUUUCAAGCUGGCGAUCGAUAGUCAGGACACUGCUAUCAAGCCCAAGAACAGGAGAAUCAUGGGUGCUGGAGGUCCAGAUGAAGUGGACUGUGGCGGUGGCAGGUGGCCGCCAUGGUUGAAGCCACUGCUAAGGGAGCGGUUCUUCGUUCAAUGCAAAAAUCAUGCCGAUUCCCACAAGAGCGAGUGCAAUAUGUACUGCUUGGAUUGUAUGAAUGGCCCCCUCUGCUCUCUCUGCCUCGCCUACCACAAGGACCAUCAGGCCAUUCAGAUAAGGAGGUCUUCCUACCAUGAUGUGAUCAGGGUGAACGAGAUACAGAAGGUACUGGACAUCACUGGCGUCCAGACCUAUGUAAUCAACAGUGCUAGAGUCGUGUUCUUGAACGAAAGGCCUCAGCCAAGGCCGGGUAAAGGUGUCACCAACACUUGUGAGGUCUGUGAGCGCAGUCUCCUUGACUCCUUCCGCUUCUGCUCACUUGGUUGCAAGAUUGUGGGGACAUCAGGGAACUUCCAGAAGAGCAGGAAGCAGCAGCAAUUAACUGCAAUGGGAUCGGACUCAGAGGAAUCCUACAACAGCAGCAGCAGCCAUAGCCAUGGAGUGAGGCAUUUUAAGAGCAAGUACAAUGGCGUUGGUGGUGGUGGGCAUUAUAGCAAUAUCAUCGACAGAAUCGAGAGCUUCUCUCCGUCAACACCACCUCCAACUUCGACGAGUUUCAGGACAGCAAAGCGCAGGAAGGGGAUACCUCAUAGAGCCCCCAUGGGAGGGCUCAUCAUAGAGUACUGAAGGCAAAUGGUAAAUUUUUAAUGAAUGAAACUGAAGAAUGGAUGGUGGUGUUUGUUAUACAGAGAAAAACAGAGAGUAGUGUAUUGUAAUUUGCUUCCUUUUGGUUUCUUUUUGGUGGCAUCACUCAUCAAUAGCCCUUUCUCAUCAGCUUGGUGGGGAAAGGGGCAUAAUGUUUAUACAGAAGCAGUAGGGCAAUCACAAGUGGGGGAUGAAGUCUGGAAAAAGGAUGAAUGCAUAUAUAGUUGAAAAUGAAGGUGGAAAGGUAGUAGAAGUAGAAUUACUUUGUUUGUAGUGUAUGGAGUAGAAGACUAUGUUUGCAUAUAGCUGCAAAAUAAUGGUUUAAACCACCAAAAGCAAGAACAUAGCAUCAUCUUCCCACUUGUUUGUUCAUAUAACAAGAAGUGUAAAUAUACUUUAGCUAGAUAGCAUCUUUCCACUUGUUCUCUGUUGCGUAGAAUGUGAUAAAGCUUAUAUAUAAUGGUGUCCAUUCCAAGUGGAGAAAGGAAUGGCUUGUGAUAAUGUAUAUAUGUAAUGUGUGUAUAUAUUUUGGAAAGGAGAAGAACCCAGAAAGUAAUAAAGAGGAGGGUUGGUAUUCCUUGUAAGAUUCGGAUUUCUUCCUCUUUUCCCUCCUUCCAAUAAAUGGAUGGUGGUAAGUGGUGUUUCAUAAGUUGAUGUUAUUCCCCAGUUUUGGAAAGCUUGAUGGCUGACAACAUUUCUUCUAUCAUGAUGACUCGAACUCGGAAGCUAGCCCGAUCGAUACCAGAUGAUUGUAGUUUUCAGAAGUGGCGUUGAGCAAUAUAAGUUAUGAUCCAACGUUAUCAACAUGUACUGAUAGCGACUUUAUUGCAGGUGGCAAGCUCUGGUUGAAGGGCUAACUUGAUUUUGGCUUCAUAAACCCUAUAAAAAGAUUGUUCAACUGUAAAAACUACCGAAUCACUGCUACAGAAAGGGGUGUUUUGACUCUUUUCCAUAGGGGGAAUGUUAACUCCUGAAGAGGGCCAGGUGGUGGAAUAAUUUGGUCGACAUGGGUCUUCGACACGUGUGAAAUGGAGUGGCCGGUGGUAGUCGAUGGCACGCGGCGGCCGUACAUGGGUGGCCGGCAAAGGUGGAUACGAAGAGAGAGAGAGAGAUUAGGGUUUGGAUGGUGGUCUUGGUUCGUGGAAUGGGUGGGGUUUUGGGGGUUAGGUGAGCCGCCGCCCCUACCCUACUUGCUUUCCUGUGUGAGAUAUUUAAUAAUUUCACAUUGGUUUCCUCAUUUUUUUCUUUGCCCUCUUCUCCAAGUUUGGCUCUUUUGGUUAUAUGGGCAUUGGGUUUCCCAAAAAGAGGAGAUGGGAGAAGAAGAAGAAGACAGAAACCAAUACAGAAAAAGGGGGGAAGAAAGGGUUUUUGGAUUGGAAGAAAGGGAAGUUUGGGUUAUGGCCAACUUGGGGGUUGAGUGGCUUCAAUUAUGUUUGUUUGUUAAAAGUUAACAUCUUAAUCUUGUUAGAUGACAUGGAUAAGAAGAAACAAAGUGUGGAUAAGUAUUAAUUAGGGAUGUUAAUUUUGAUCGUAUGUCGCUUUUGUACCGGUCGUUUUAUC
Linum tenue is the source of this 2646-nucleotide messenger RNA. The record is from the annotation of a GenBank genome assembly. Lineage: Eukaryota; Viridiplantae; Streptophyta; Magnoliopsida; Malpighiales; Linaceae.